AUGCAUUUGGAAAGCAUUGAGGUAGAAGGAUUCAAAAGUUAUGGAACAAGAACGGUGAUAAGUCCCAUGGACAAGUCAUUUACAGCAAUAACCGGGUUAAAUGGAACAGGAAAAAGCAAUAUUCUUGAUGCCAUUUGCUUUGUGCUUGGUGUAGAUACUCCUCGUCUUUUAAGGAGCAGCAGUAUGAAAGAUUUGAUAUUCAAACAGUCAAAGACCACGAGCGGGUCAGCAAAGGUUUCCUUGGUCUUCAACAAUAAAGAGAAAGAGCGGGGCCCAAUAGGAUAUACAGAGGUUGACACAAUAAAGUUAACCAGAGUAAUAACAGAGGACGGGAAGACAAAAUAUCUUCUUAAUGAUCACAAUGUAAGUACCAAGACGGUUACUCGUCUGCUGCAGUGUGUGGGUCUAUCUUCUAGCAAGGCUGGGUAUACCCCAGGCGGCGGCAGAGUAGAAAAGCAGGCGCCGUACUUUAUAGUCAUGCAGGGCCGGGUCAGUCGAAUAUUGUCAAUGAAAAGCACGCAAUUUCUGACGCUUUUAGAAGAGUGUUCUGGUACAAGUGUGUACAGGACAGAAAAGUACAAGGCGUACAGCACUCUAGAAAAGAAGCAAAAAAAGCUUCUGGAAACAAAAGACACACUCUCUAAAACAAUAUUUCCAUUUUUAGAAAGAUUGAGAAAGGAGAGAGAUGAUUACUAUGCACACAAGGAGGCAGCAGAGAAGAAACUAGCGCUUGAAGCCGCGCUUGUUAAGUGCAAGAGCUCUCUGGAGUAUAAAGAGGCUGAAGAGGCAAUUGAAGAAAGAGAAGGAAUCCAGAGGCGCUUGUAUGAAAUAGAAAAAGAAAUAGAAGAGAAAACCAGAGAAAUUGUAGAUGUGGAUGUAGUAGAUGUGGACAUAGCUGGCAUUCAGGAAAGAAUAGACAGCAGAAAUAGGGAGAUGGCCAAAUUAAUGAUAGACGUUGAGGAAGAAGAGGCCCAGGCUGCACAGAAGUUGAUCAACAAGAAAGAGAAAGAAAUAGAAAGAAUACUCGCAGCUUAUGAAGAAAUAGUAAAGAGUAUGCAGGUACAUGAAGAAGAUGAUCAGAGGGAAAACACUAUAGAGGAAAAGUCGGUAUUAGGAACAGAAAAGUCCAAGUCCAAUACAGCAGAUAGCGAUGAUAAGAAGGCUGAAAUAGAGCGAACACUUACUAGGCUAGAGGCAAAAGAAAGUGCACUAAUGCAGGCAGAUCGACAGAGAGAUAGUCUGUCAAAAGAGAGGAAACGAGAAGGGCUCAGCACACAGCUAGAUGAUAUCUCUAAAGAUCUCUUAAGAGUGCAAGAGAAGUGCGAGUUGGUUAAGCGACAGGGCAUGUCAGAAGAAAGGGCUAGAGCCAAUAUUGAAGCGCAUAAAAAGCAUCCUGGAAGAUCUCUUGAUGAAAUAAGAAGAGAAAUUGAUCGGAUGAAAAGAGAGCUGGGCUAUCCUGUGCGAGACGGUGUUUAUGGGAAAGUAAAAGAAUUAAUUGAGAUAAUUGACGUGCGGCAUGAGGUCAGUGUGGGUGUGGUUCUGGGCGCGCGGAAGGAAUACUUGGUUGUUGAGAACGAGGCAGUUGGAAAGAGCGUAAUUGAAGAGGUUUCCAGAGAAGGCAGACGGAUAGAUGUGAUUCCGCUGAACAAAAUCGUGGGUCGUCGGAUAGAGCCUAAAAAAGAAGACCGGGCGAGGGAGUAUGGAAGUAUUCCUCUAAUAGAAGCAGUGAACUAUCCAGCAGAGAUUAAAAAGGCCUUGGAGUAUUUACUAGGAGGCUAUAUUUUAAGUAAAGAAAGGUCUACUGCUAUUAAGCUAAGAGACGCCGAGGGCAUUACUUCAGUUACUGUAGACGGCGAGCUAUUUGAUAAAAGAGGAACAAUCACUGGAGGAAGCAUAGACAGGAACAAGUAUCGCUUCAACAAAACAACAAAGAAGGCUGAUCUUCUUACUCUUCAAAAAGAAGAGAAAUUAGCACGGGCCAUUAUACAGCAAUGCUCAUUCAAAGAGCUUUCAGAAAGCCAAGAGUAUCUUAAGCUGCUUGCCCAUGAACAAGAACUUCUCAAACACGCUGCUCAGACAAAAGCAGAGAUAGAUGCACUGGGCAGGGAAACGGUGCAGGAAGAUGAGAUAAAGGGGCUUACACAAAAGAUCCAUCGCCUUACUGAAGUGAAGAACAGCUUGUCUGCUAAGUAUGCAGAGAAAGAAAAAAAUGCAGAAAGGCUUAAGGAAAUAUCUGAGAAACUGAAAGAAGCAAAGAAGAGAGAGGAGCAGUUGAAAGAAGAAAUCAAAAGAGACGAAGCAUUAAAGUUUGAAGGCAUAAAAAACAAUGAAGUGAAUCGAGCAAGAAGGUCUAUUCAGAUAAAAGAAAGAAGAAGAAUAGAAAUGGAUAUUGACCAAAUCAAAAAAGAAAAAAUUAAGCACGAAAUACGGUACAAGAAAAUAGAAAAUGUCACACUAGGCGACAGAAAAGCAAGAAGUAAAAAGACAAAAGCUGAAUUAGAAACCGAGCUUCUGCAAAUUCAGGAAGAGUUGAAUUAUAUCCGAACCAUCCCAAGAAAGGAUAUAAACAAAAAAAACAUUGAAAUACUGCAGAAGAAUGAGGAAAUUGAGCUGGAGCUGAAAGAAAGAAUCAAAAAGCUUCAAAUCGACAAAGAAACAAUUGAAGAGUCUUUGAAGAAGUUAAAUACUGCAGAGACUGAAACUAUAGAAGAAAUCUUUCAUUCUGUUAACAAAAGAAUCGGACGGUAUAUUAAAUACUUCAUUCCAAAUGCUGAUGCAAAGCUAGAGAGUGUUAAUGGGUCUGUGAUGCACGGGGUAGAAUUGCAUGUAAAGAUAGGCACAUGGAAGAAAGGUCUUACUGAACUGAGUGGUGGGCAGAGAUCUCUCUGUGCACUCAGCUUGAUAUUUGCCCUUCUUAAAACAAAGCCGUCUCCAUUAUACAUUCUUGAUGAGAUCGAUGCAGCUCUUGAUGCAUCACACACUGAAGCCAUGGGGCGCAUGAUACAGAAUGAGUUUGUUGGAUCGCAGUUUGUCGUGGUGUCUCUGAAAGAUGGAAUGUAUCACAAUGCAAAUGUUCUGUUCCAGACAUACAUUAGAGAGGGAACAUCUGGAGUGAGAAGAAUGUAAACUGCUAUAUCUUAGUGUUUUAUAACAAUGGUCUGUAUAAAUAUUCAUUCUGUGCUUUUUAGACUAGCCCUGCUAUGUAUAUUCAUACUAUUACAGACCUCUAAUAUUUUUACUAAAGCUUAUAAUACAUCCCCUCUGUAUAGUAUACACUAUGUUGUAUUAUAAGAGCAUGUACUUUACUCUAUAUCAGUACUUAUCUUACACCAGAACAUCUCUAUGCAUGAAUUCCUUACUAUGCUAAGAGUGGUACUAUAUUUGCUUCAUAUGUGGCUUAUGGGGUUCUUUAUCGUAUAAAU
Molecule: messenger RNA, 3422 nt
Organism: Nematocida parisii ERTm1
Lineage: Eukaryota; Fungi; Microsporidia
Exons: 1
Coding region: 1-3126 (1041 amino acids)
Biological process (GO): chromosome organization
Cellular component (GO): chromosome
Molecular function (GO): ATP binding; ATP hydrolysis activity; protein binding
Source: RefSeq, a predicted model, not a curated record